AUGGAGAUAUGGCAGACUAUCAGAGCAGCUUUAGAAGUCAUGAGGUCGGAUGGGAAUCCUGAGGACGAGGAAGGAGGAUUGGCAACUGCGCAACAGAUACUCGAUGCUGCUGGUAUCACUUUACCUACCGGAGAUCUCGCAAAUGGCGCUUAUGAUGGAUUUGGAGCUUUUUACGCCCUACCAGAACACAUCGUUGCCGAUCCGACGAAUAUGGCAUAUGCUUCGUCCUCCCUCGGAAUCGAUGACAGCGACAAAGGCGCAGAAAGCGAGGAACCUGAUGAAGACGAAAUUCUGAAGCGCCGGGAAGAGAAAGGGAAAGGUGUGCUCAACACCGAAGACUUAAUAAGCGUCAAAGCUCGGCUAAGCGAUGGUGGUGGCCCAGAUCUAACGGUAAGCAUUGGGAAGGAUGAUAGUGUAAGGUUACUGGCUCGAAGGCUACUUGAGGAAUCAGGACUCUCAUCACCGAAAACUAUUCGCAUCGCCUAUAUGGGCAAGAUUCUGAAAGAGAACCAAUCUUUGACAGCUCAAGGCUGGGAUCCAGAGCACGUGGUAAACGCACUAGUAUUUGGAUAA
Messenger RNA from Glarea lozoyensis ATCC 20868, 573 nucleotides. RefSeq names its product Ubiquitin-like protein. The transcript has 2 exons. Gene Ontology annotation, molecular function: protein binding. The coding region runs from base 1 to 573 and encodes 190 amino acids. The record is from RefSeq and is a predicted model, not a curated record. Lineage: Eukaryota; Fungi; Ascomycota; Leotiomycetes; Helotiales; Helotiaceae.